AUGUUGCCUCUUCUGCCAAUCACCCUCUUCCUCCUUCACUCCUGCUUCCCAAGAAGAGGAAGCAAUCCCCUCCUCUGGGAAAGCCUGCCUUGGCUAAAGACUGAAUUUGCACUCCGCCUCUACCACAGCAUGGCAGCAGGGAAAAAUGGGACAAAUUUUGUCAUCUAACCUGCUGGUGUGUCUCUCCCACUGGAAAUCCUGCAAUUUGGAGCCCCGGGGAACACUGGCCGGCAGCUGGUAGAUGCCUUGGGAUACACUGUAUAUGACCCAAGAGUGAGGAAUUUCUUGCAUGCUGUUUACACCACACUAAGCAACUCCACCCAAGGCACCAAGACGGAGCUGGCAUGCACCCUUUUUGUACAAGUGGGAACACCGUUGUCUCCAUGCUUUCUGGAGCAGGUCUCCUGGUGGGGUAACAGCAGCACAGAGCCAACUGACUUCAGUAAACCUAACAGCACCACCAUUCAGACCAACAAAGAGGAACCUGGACAACCCACAGGCAGGGGUCCAGGCAGACUACCAUGGGAGCAGGUUAGUGCUGUGUCUAUCCAGCUCGCCCUUGUGAGCACCAUGACCUUCCAAAGCACUUGACAGAGGACUUCCUCCAUGGACUCACAACCCCUGCCUUUCACCUGUGCCCAUGGCCUCAUCCUCCAGGUCCCCAUGAUGCACCAGAUGGCUGAGGUCAACUAUGGCCAGUUCCAGGGUGCUGUAGGUCAUCAGGUGUCACUGUUGGAAUUCCCAUACCUGAGAAGAGCAGCAAGUCUCUUCCUGGUACUGCCCCAUGACAGAGAUACACCCCUGGGCCACAUUGAUACACAAUUUACAGCCAGAGUCCUUCACCUCUGGACCAGCAGGCUGAGGAGAACCAGGACGGAUGUGUUCCUCCCCAGACUCUUGCCCAUGAGGCAGGUUAAUUGCAUAACUUAUACAGAAUAUACACAGAAUGCAGUCAUGCAACGCCAGGAUGGCUUUUAUGUUUCUGAAGCAAUCCACAAGGCCAAGAUGGAGGUUUCAGAGGAAGGCACUAAGGUAUCUGCAGCCCCAGCUCUGUUGUUAUUGAAAAGGUCUUGGAUUCCUGUUUUUAAAGCAGAUCAGCCAUUCAUCUUUUUCCUGAGAGAACCCAGCACAGGGUUUGUCUUCAGUGUUGGGAGAGUUUCAAAUCCCCUUGACUAA
Molecule: messenger RNA, 1176 nt
Organism: Heterocephalus glaber (naked mole-rat)
Lineage: Eukaryota; Metazoa; Chordata; Mammalia; Rodentia; Bathyergidae
Source: RefSeq, a predicted model, not a curated record